This is a messenger RNA of Westerdykella ornata, 2283 nucleotides long. Its product is annotated as DEAD-domain-containing protein. Gene Ontology annotation, cellular component: catalytic step 2 spliceosome. The transcript has 2 exons. Lineage: Eukaryota; Fungi; Ascomycota; Dothideomycetes; Pleosporales; Sporormiaceae. Gene Ontology annotation, biological process: mRNA splicing, via spliceosome. The coding region runs from base 1 to 2283 and encodes 760 amino acids. Gene Ontology annotation, molecular function: RNA helicase activity; ATP binding; RNA binding. The record is from RefSeq and is a predicted model, not a curated record.
AUGGAGAACUCAGUCUCUGCGCCGCCUCCACCGCCUCCGAGCGCGGUACCUCCGCCCCCUCCGCCGACGGGAGUCCCACCUCCGCCUCCGCCGCAAGAGGAGGAACUGGGUCCCCAACUUGCGAAACCAAGAAAGAAUGGCACGUCGAAGAUAGCCGCAAAGAAACAACCGCCCAGUAUUGACGAUAUACUCCGGUUAAAGAGGGAGCAGGAGGCUGCUGCUACUAAGCCAAAGUUCCUUACGAAAGCCCAAAGAGAGAAGCUUGCGCUUGAGAAGCGGCAGAAAGAGGAGGAAGAAGCGCGAAAGAAGAGAGAGCAAUCUCUGAACGGAGCUACCAAUGGCAUUACACAAAACGGGGCUUUGAACGGUCGACCAAGCCAUGAGACCAAUGGCGCGACGGCCAUUCCGACGGGCCCGCGUGCGAUGCGAACUGGCGAAAUCCCGAGCGGUCCUUCGUCCACCCGUAACAAUGCCAAUGGAGACAUGGCUCCGCCACCGGUACCGAAGGCGGGAGACAAACGCCCUGCGCCGCGAUCAGCAUCAGAAGACACGGAAGCGAUGAUGAUUAGACAGCGCUACAUGGGCGCGGAACAAGCUCAGUCUACUUUCUCCGCAAAGAAGAAGCGGAGACGGACAACGGAGAAGAAGUUCAACUUCGAAUGGAAUGAAGAUGAGGACACAAGCAUUGACCAUAAUCCGAUAUAUCAAGACAGGGCAGAGGUUAACUUUUUUGGACGCGGGAGAUUAGGUGGCUUCACCGAGGAGAUCGCUGAGCUUGGUACAAAGAAGUUCAUCGAGGCGAUGGUGGCCAGAGAUCCUCUGACGGGGAGAGAGCGCGCAGAAGCCAUUCUGGAGAUGGAGCGUAGGCGGAAGGAAGAAGGGAGCCGUGCUGCCUUGGACAAGCAUUGGACGCAGAAACCCUUGGAGCAGAUGCGCGAGCGUGACUGGCGUAUCAUGAAGGAAGAUUUCGGUAUCGCCACAAAAGGCGGAUCCAUUCCGAACCCAAUGCGCAAUUGGCAAGAAUCUGGGUUGCCGGACAAGCUGCUCCGAAUCGUGGAUGAGGUUGGAUACAGCGAGCCGUCCGCCAUUCAGCGAGCAGCGAUUCCCAUCGCGUUACAAUCCCGCGAUCUCAUCGGUGUCGCUGUGACAGGUUCGGGCAAAACAGCUGCAUUUCUGCUGCCCUUGCUGGUCUACAUAUCGAAGCUUCCUCCCCUGACAACUCAGAACAAGCAGGACGGUCCUUAUGCCCUCAUCUUGGCUCCCACUCGAGAACUGGCACAGCAAAUCCAGGUGGAAGCGAACAAGUUUGCCACCCCUCUGGGCUUUAGAACAGCAGUCUUGGUUGGUGGCCACUCGAUCGAGGAACAGGCAUUCGAGUUACGGGACGGUGCGGAAAUUGUCAUUGCCACACCCGGACGUCUCGUCGACUGUAUCGAGCGUCGUCUGUUGGUUCUGAGCCAGUGCUGCUAUGUGAUUAUGGAUGAAGCCGACCGGAUGAUUGAUAUGGGAUUCGAAGAGAGUGUUAAUAAGAUCCUGGACUCUUUACCCGUGAGCAACGAAAAACCGGAUUCUGAUGCCGCCGAAGACGCCACGGCAAUGUCACAGGGACUGUACCGCCAAACUAUGAUGUACACAGCCACUAUGCCUCCACCCGUCGAGCGCAUCGCUCGCAGAUACCUGCGCCGCCCAGCCAUCGUGACCAUCGGUAACCAAGGCGAGGCGGUCGAAACCGUCGAGCAACGGGUUGAAUAUAUUCCGGGAGAGGAUAAACGGAAAAAGCGCCUCCAGGAGAUCCUCAACUCGGGCCAGUUCCGCCCGCCCAUCAUCGUCUUCGUCAACAUCAAGCGCAACUGCGACGCUAUUGCGCGGGAGAUCAAGCACAUGGGCUUCAGCGCCGUCACGUUGCAUGGCUCCAAGACGCAGGAGCAGCGCGAGGCUGCGCUCGAGAGUCUGCGUAAAGGGCAGACGGAUGUCUUGGUCGCUACCGACCUUGCUGGCCGCGGUAUCGAUGUUCCGGAUGUGAGUCUCGUCGUCAACUUCAACAUGGCUUCCACGAUUGAGUCGUACACACAUCGUAUUGGACGUACGGGACGUGCGGGUAAGAGUGGUGUGGCAAUCACGUUCUGGGGUAAUGAGGAUGCGGACGUCUUGUACGAUCUCAAGCAGAUGCUCAGCAAGAGUCAGAUAAGCAAGGUGCCGGAAGACUUGAAGAAGCACGAGGCGGCGCAGCAGAAGGGUGGGAGGAAGAAAGGUGCUGGAGAUGCGAAGUCUGUCUUGACUUAA